This is a messenger RNA of Notodromas monacha, 7424 nucleotides long. NCBI's taxonomy places the organism in Eukaryota, Metazoa, Arthropoda, Ostracoda, Podocopida, Cyprididae. The record is from the annotation of a GenBank genome assembly.
CAAUUUUCUUUCGUAUGUCAGGAAGUCAGUAAACUUUGUUCCGAAGAUACGUGAAGAAUCGUGCCAUCAUGUCGGGUAGUAUGAGAUUUGUGAAAUUCCUCGUCUUUUUCUUCAAUCUGCUCUUCGCCCUCUCCGGCUUAGUGAUUCUCAUCACUGGCGCGGUGAUUGAAUCCGUGUACAAGAAAUACUCCACAUUCAUUCCUCAUGAGAUCUUUUCGGCUCCGGACAUCUUAAUCGUCGUGGGUGUGAUCAUAUUCGUGAUUGCAUUUUUCGGCUGUUGUGGUGCGAUCAAGGAGAACAACUGCAUGCUUGUCACGUUCGUUUUGCUGCUGGUCAUUAUUUUCAUCCUCGAAAUCGCCGCUGGAAUCACAGCUUACGUGAUGCGUUCGGACCUUGAACAAGAGAUCGCGAAUCGCAUGAACGGCACCAUGGAAUUGUACAAUGAGACGGAUCAAAAUGCCCCUACGAAAGCUUGGGAUGAAAUGCAGAUUGAGCUGAAGUGCUGUGGAGUGAAGGAUUACAAGGACUGGAAUCAGCAUUUAUCGAAGUAUCCUAAAAGCUGCUGUGGCUCGACAAAUUUGGACUCCGUUUGUGAGCCGUCCUCACCCUCGUUUCAUGAAGUAGCAUGCCUACCGACGCUGACGUCCAAGGUAAACGGAAAUAUCGCUAUCAUCGGCGGAAUCGGCAUCGGCAUUGCUUUUGUUCAGAUCGAAUGGAUCGAUGUAAUGGCCGUGCCUCAACCUGGAAGUGCCUUCGCAGCUCUUGAUCGCCUCGACAUGAACGAACAUUGCUUCCCGCCUCCCUAUAUUCUUCCUCUUGUUUCAAACGCUCAUGAUCCACCGUUAAGUGUACGAUCUACGGAUUGGCUGUCGCAGAGCGGUGGGAGCGAUGAUGAUAGUCCUCUUGCUUCAACCGUUGACAUGAGAGCCCUUCAAGAUUCUCCCCCACACACCACUCCUCUCUUGGCAAUCGAUGAAAAGAGAGUUGUUAUCGAAGAAUGUUCGGCUUGUUGUCUGAUGAAGCCAGUGGAUAUAUUUUCUUCAUUCAUCUACGAAAUUGUUUCUUUGGUAUCUACGCGUCUUAGCUGGUGUAUGCCGGGGGAAGAAGAUUCUAACUAUGAUGCAGAGGGGGAAACUACUUCGGAGAGCGAGGAUGAACAUCCGAUACCGGGAACAACUGUGGGGUCCGUCGCCUUAGUCGCUUCGACGGACACUCGUCUUUCUUCAUCUUCGUCGGAAAGUAAAAGCAAGCAAUUGCGAAAUAUUAAACCGAUCAAGAGUGAAGAAUGUGGGAACGAUAAAAAAGCGAAGAACGUAAAAAGACGUUCGCACGAUGCCAAGAAACUUCGCCAUCGUUCUGAAUCUUCGUCUUCGUCGUCCAGUGAAUCAUCCGACGGCGAAAAUUCUGGCUCUUCAAACUCUGGAUCGUCGGGUUCGUCCACAUCAUCAAGUUCGACUUCGUCCAGUUCUUCAUCUUCCACUUCAUCAACUCCACAACCUUCACGAUCUCCUACUCCGAGACGUGAUGGGAAACACAGUAGUAAAAAUUUCUCUGGUGAUUCGGAUAUCAAGCCGAAAAAUUCGAAGAUUCGAAACGAUAAGGAUCCUCUGGUGCGAACGAAAGAUUCAAUGGGAGCACGUCUAGUUUCUCCUGAGCCCCCAAGUGCCCCUCGUUUGACCGCCGCGCAGCGAAAAUGUAUCCGCCUCCUUCCGGAAAUAUCCGCGGAACCCGUGGACCAGAGCACUGAGGACCUUUUGCCGAGAACGCCUGAGAAAUCGCCGCAUCCAUCCAUAAGUGAACCAGAGCGUGUUACGUUCGAAUUCAUCGAUAGUGAUUCAGGAAGUGACAUCGCUAUUCCUAUCAAUGAGAACUCUGCUAACAUCAAUGAUAGUACGAAUCUCGUGAGUGAAGCGAUCAAGGUAAUUGAAGAUCAGUUCACGUACCCGGAUCGUGGGGUAGACGAAGUUGAAGAAGAGGAAGAAGAAGUUAGUCGUGUCCGACGUCGUCCAGCUCGUUCCGUGACUCUCCAGAAAGAUCCAGAAAUCUCGGACACAAACUCUGCCCCUAAAAAGCGUGGUAGAAAGCGGAAGGUUCCGGUUGAAAGCUCAGAUUCUCACAUUAGGCAUUCAAAGCAUUCGAAGAUGAAUUCUUCGAAGUCUUCCAACAAAAAAUCAGAGCCACAUAAAAUCAGACAAUCUGAGCCCCCUUCCUCUCAAAACGAAUCUCUGCAAAUGAUGGAUGCCAUGAGUCUUGUUGAGAAGUUCUGUAGCAAGCGAGCAGCGGAAGCCAAAUUGAGAGCGAAAAACCCUUCAGAAAAGCCAAAACUUCGCCGAAAGAAAAAGCAUAAAGAGAAGAAGCUGCGAAAAGGAAUCGACAAGACAGUUGGAGAAAUCGUGCCGGAAUUUGAAAAACUUGCAAUAUCCCGUCUUCUGUUGUCUCAUUCGUCCAAAGAAAUCCCGAAAGUGUUCACAGCUUGCAAAUUUCGUCGCAGACGGAAAAACUGGCUCGAAUUUGAAAAGGCAUGUCCGAAAACCGUGGAAAAAUGUUCAUCAGAUAUCACUAGUGCUUUCCAUGCCCUUCCCCGCAUGUUUCCACAUUUAUUCGACUUUCCGGAACCUACGAAAGUGAAUUCUGCUCCUUUAGCUGCUGAAAAAUUACCAAAGAGAAGGGUUCGGAAACCGACUGGAGGUGAUAAUGUUCCUGAACCAGUCGUUUCCCUGCCGCCGAAGAAACGUCACAGGCAAAUGCCUUUGGAAACUACCAAACCCUCUCCGCUUUCAAUUUUAUCUUCUGUUACUGAACCGAAGAAACCUGCCAAAAGUUUGGAAACCCCGUCAAAACCAGGAUUAAUGGACGUGGUUUCUCGUCUGACUUCGUUGGUGUCAUGCAACGCGCAACCGUCCGAAAGUGUUCCUCAGUUGCCACCUAGCGUUUCCCCUGUUUCAAAAAAAGUUGGAUCCGGGAAGCGGAAAAGCAAAGAGAGCAUCAUCAAGAAAAUAUCGGUUGUCCCCGAAAUCAAGGAAGUGCACUCGGAUUCGGAGCAUUUAAGGAAAAAGCCGAGAAGAAGGAUCAAUAGAACUGGAUUUCCAUCUGUUCGGAGAAAACGGAGAACAAACGAGGGCUGCCGAAGUACCGACUCUCCUUCAGAAUCUGUGGAAGAUAUUCAAUCGCCACCAGCGCCACCUACGCCAUCACCACCGCCCACUUCGGUUCCUCCACCUCCUCCUGUCGUGAAGCGUGGUCGUGGUAGACCUCCUCUUUCCUCGAAGACUGAACAAAAAUCACAACCUCUCGAAAUUACAAAGCUGGAGUUAAAAACGUCUGUUCCUGUAAAGAAAGUCGAAAUACCACCCCCUAAAUCUCUGCCGUCGAGGAAAGCAGCGGCUCCAACAGAAAUUCCGAAAGUUGAGGUUGCCCCGAAGCCAAAGUUGGAUGAAGGACCAAGGACGCUUCCAGCUAUUAUUGAUCCUAACAAUAUUCUUCCGACGCGGAAACGCGUUAUUCACGUGAAAACAGAGCAGCCUCAACCCGAAGUCAAGAUGGAAAAAUGCGACGAAGUGAUACAGGAAAUUAAAAAGAAAAAUCUUAUUAGUGAAGUCAAGCCUGUUACAGCAUCAAAAUCCAAAGGAAAGGCAAAGGCCAAGAAAUACUUGAAAGCUGGACUGUUCGCGGAUGAUUUCAAGCGGCCAAGGAGCACAAAAGAGAGUGAGACGCAGAAGGAAACCAAAAAGUGCCAUCCAACGCUUCCACUUCCGGAGCAUUGCGGACGCUGGCUCCUCGACCAGGAAACCAACUUUCUUCUUCCAUAUAAAAUAUGGAACCGUACUUCAUCGCCAGAAACCAGUAAACCAGUUCCGUCUCCUUCGAAACCUAAACCAGUUACAGAAAAGCAAGAGAGACCGGAAUUAGCCGAUGUUCCUGUAAAUGAUCCCACUCGCAGUCGUCCGCGCAAGAAGGUGCGCCACACGAUCCAGUCUUGGAACUACCGCGAAAUCAAGACAAACGUUUAUUACGACGUUAAACCGAAUCCCCAGGAAGUUCCGAUCUGCAGUUGUAAAUGUCCCGAGGGUGACGCCCAAGGUUGCGGCGAAGACUGUCUCAACCGAAUGAUUUACGCCGAAUGCGCUCCAAACGUGUGUCCGUGCGGUCAAAAGUGUUCUAAUCAGAGGAUUAAGAAGCAUCAGUGGGCACAGAAUUUACAAAGGUUUAUGACAGAUUCCAAGGGCUGGGGCAUUCGGUCGACCAAGCCGAUCUCGGCCGGAGAGUUUAUAAUGGAGUACUUGGGAGAAGUUGUGAGUGAAAAGGAAUUCAGAGAUCGAAUGGUAAUGCGAUACCACAACGACGUGCAUCAUUAUUGUCUGAAUUUGGACCGAGGGCUUGUGAUUGACGGGCAUCGUAUGGGAGGAGAAGCUCGUUUCGUGAACCACUCAUGUGAUCCGAAUUGUGAGAUGCAAAAGUGGCUGGUGAACGGACUCCACCGGAUGGCUUUGUUCGCAAAACGCGACAUUGGAAGCGAGGAAGAACUCGGCUACGAUUACAACUUUUCGCUUUUUGAUCACACGCAAGGCCAAGAAUGCAAAUGCGGGAAGGAGAAUUGUCGCGGAGUCAUUGGUGGGAAAACGCAAACUCGUGUCCCGAAGGAUGGAGCAACCGUAAGCGAGAAGAAACCAAAAAAGAUCGUCGCUCCGGCUCUGUACGUCCCACGCUUGUUGACCAACGACGAAAAGCAGCUUUUACAGAUUAAGCGAUGCUUUUUGAAGCGGAAUUACGGUAAAAUCCGUCGCGUGAGAGAAUUUUUAAACCUUGUGAAUCUGGGAGUCGCGGACCCAAUUUCCGGGAAUUCUCACGAAGAAUUGAAAGCUGGGCCAUCGAAUGGCCCCAACGGAGGAAACGGAUCGGAGCAGGGCAAAGUGAAUGAAGCUUUUCUGAGCCACUUCAAUGCAUUGCAUACGGCGAGGUCCAUGAGAACCCGAAGGUUGGCCUUGGUUGAUGAUAAUCCGGACAUAGCCAAAACUGCCCGACUCGCACAAGUCUUCAGGGAGAUUCAUGCCACUGUCACAAACGCUCCAGAUUCUGAUGGAGAAAAGAAAUUGAGCGAAAUGUUCAUUUCUGUUCCUACGAAGAGGAAGUGCCCGGAAUUCCAUGUUAAGUAUCCGGAUGCUGUCGAUUUGUCGACAAUCGAGAAGAACUUGAUGACCGGACAAUAUACGACGGUGGAUGCUUUUGACAAGGAUUUUCUUCGGAUGUUCUCCUCCUACCAAAAACAUUACGGAUGGGGAUCUGAGGAAGCGGUAAAAGCGUCUCAGCUGAAGAAGCUUUACGAAGAAGCGAAACGUGAUGUGCAAUCACCGCUGGAAGAAAUAUUAGGUGGCCCUGUUCCGGCAUCUUUCAUUCCCCCGAAAGUCGUGAGCCAUUUAUCAGGUACUGAAGCCAAAGACGUUGCGUUUAGUGACGACGUCGUUCGCUGCAUAUGUGGAAUGUUCCGUGAAGAAGGAUUGAUGAUCCAGUGCGAACGAUGUCUUGUGUGGCAACACGCGGAAUGUAUUGGGUGGAAUAAAAGUACUGGCGAUGAAAUGCAGACCCCGACGAAGAGACCCGGACAAACUGCAAACGAUAGCUAUUUGUGCGAGCAGUGUGACAAGAGGGAUGUUUGUUUCGAGAUUCCUGUGCAACCGGCAUCGCCUUCCCCGUCCCCAACUACCGGAGAACUAGUCACAUUCUAUUAUACCCUUCUACGCGAUGACGGCUUACAAAUUCGUCAGACGGAUUACAUGUACGUCAUGCGGGAAGUUCCAGCUGAGAAGCAAGAAGCGGAAAUUGCUCACGCGCGUCGGACAUAUUCGGAAGGCGGUUUCAACGCGGAGAAAUACGAUAUUUUCUGCAUCGAAAAACUUUGGAAAAACAAUGAAGGAAGCAGUUUGGCAUUCGGGCACCACUACCUCAGACCCCAUGAAACGUAUCACGAACCCUCCCGAAAAUUCUACUCCAAUGAAAUCGUCCGUGUACCAAUUUAUGAAGUUAUUCCUUUGAGGCUGCUUGUUGGUCGCUGCUGGGUCCUUGAUGCCAAGUCAUAUUUCAUCGGAAGGCCAGUGAGUUGUAUCGAAGAACACUGCUACGUGUGCGAAUUCCGCGUGGACAAAAACGCUCGCAUCUUUUCUCGCAUUUCGAAGAUGAAGGUGCCGGUGAAUUUGAAGUCGUACGCUUUCGAGAAGUUCCCUGAGAAGUUGAAGCUGACGCGAGAUUUUGCGCCGCACGAGAUUCCGCCGGAACUGCAGCCGAAGCCCGUUGCCCCUGAUGGGUCCGGCAGAGGUCGCCCGAAAGUUCGUGUGGGAGAAAAAAAGCAUCAGUUGAAGAGACAAGCCAGUGUUGAGGGCAGCAAACGCAAGUCAAAAAAAUCUAACGGAACUCAGUCAGAAUCCGUGGAGAAAGUGGAAAAGGUACCUGGAAAAUUGAUGAAAAUGCCACGCAAGGCACUGGAGACAGUUUUGAAGCGACUUUUAGCAUCCCAACCACCGAAUCUUGAUCCCGUGGACAUUUCGUAUUUGCUGGAUAAGAAGCGAGUUCGGAAGAAGCCCGUGUUCUUGGCAGCUACUUGACGAAGCCGGACGAUUUCCCAGGUUACCACACUCUAGGUGGAUCGAGGUUUCCCGCGGCCAAAUGCGCGAUUAUUAGCUGAAACGUUGCGGUCUUCGUUCCGUUUCUGGUAGUACAAAGAUAAAAUAACGAACUACCCGACGCAUUAACCACGUCCAGCGGAAAAGUUGCUCAGCGCACUUCGUGUAUGCCAGCUUCUUUUCUUUUUAUUUUCUUUUUCAAGCAAAAAACGGACGCAUCUUGGGGAACAGGAAUUCCUGUUCUGAUUUUUUUAAUGGAAACGAUUAAUGGAUCUCGCUUUGAAAUUAAGGGUGAACAAGUUCUGAUCAGAGCAGCCGAGUAUCAGUAUAUAUUCACGGCAUUUUGGCGCAGUCGAUUUAAAAUCAUGAAAUUCACCAUCUUCGCAAUGAUUGUGUUCUUGUAACGCAAACGACUUUUUUUCAUACUUGACCCUGAUUUCAUGGAAGAUAUUGGAUGAUACCGCACGUGUUAUUCGCAAUCGUGUUUUGGACCCUCGGUUUUCUUACACGAAGUGAGGUUUUUUUGUUUUGUUAGAAAAUACUGGAUCGAAGAGGAUCCGAGUCUAAAAAUGAAGUUUCCCGAAGACCACGUGGUCUUUUUUAACGUCUCGCGCGUUUUUUUUUUAAUGUCAGCAAAAGCAAUAUUGCUCUAAAUUUGCAACGGUUGAUGAAUUUAUAGUCGAGGAUCGUAUUGUCUUCGUGAAUUGACCAAAAACGGAUCUUCAUCAUAUGAGAGAAUUUAUAUUGUGUUUGUCUAUCGAUUUGUUUUUUUUUUCGGGGAAAUGCAGUUGUUGGUGAAGUGGAAAGCUC